Stomoxys calcitrans (stable fly) is the source of this 2840-nucleotide messenger RNA. It is a transcript of the gene Cbp80, whose product is annotated as nuclear cap-binding protein subunit 1. The record is from RefSeq and is a predicted model, not a curated record. Gene Ontology annotation, cellular component: nucleus; nuclear cap binding complex. Gene Ontology annotation, molecular function: mRNA binding; RNA cap binding; protein binding. The transcript is spliced from 8 exons. Lineage: Eukaryota; Metazoa; Arthropoda; Insecta; Diptera; Muscidae. Bases 257 to 2662 code for a protein of 801 amino acids. Gene Ontology annotation, biological process: mRNA export from nucleus; nuclear-transcribed mRNA catabolic process, nonsense-mediated decay.
UGGCUAAUGACUUUACCUUGUAUAAAUUUGCCUACGGACUUUAUCUUGCAUAAAUUUGAAUAGCCGCCGAUCAAGAUUGUGGCUAAGCCGCUGCCGCGGAUGAAAAGUAUUGGCUUCGUUCUCUGGAACGUUGAUGGACACGAGCAUUUAAUUUUAUUUUAUGCACAUCUUAAUUGUUUAUUCACAUCUAAAUCGUUAAGAAAACGCAAAAGAGCUUGUUAAACAAUACAAAAGCUAUUUAAUUUUAUCCGUGAAAAUGAAUCGUAGAAGACAUCACGACGGUGACGAUGACGGCUAUGAGCAUCGUAAUCGUAAGCGCCGUCGGGUUUCCGAAAAUCAAGAGAUUGAAGACCGUCUGGAGUCCUUGAUUUUACGAGUGGGAGAACGCAGUACCUCUUCCGUGGAAUCCAAUUUAGAGGGACUGGUGUCAGUGCUAGAAGCAGAUUUGGGCACAUUUCGUUUGAAAAUCCUUCGAAUCUUAUCGGACUGUGCUGUCAAGAUGCCGGAGAAGUGCACCAUAUACACCACGUUGGUGGGAUUGUUAAAUGCAAAGAAUUAUAAAUUUGGCGGUGAAUUCGUGGACCACAUGGUAAAGACAUUCAAGGAAUCUUUGAAACAAUGCAAGUGGAACAAUGCACGUUACUCACUUAGAUUUUUGGCUGAUCUAGUGAAUUGCCAUGUAAUAUCGGCAUCAUCGUUGCUCCAACUUUUGGACACGAUGAUCGAUGUGUCCAAUGAGGAUCCAGUGCCACAAGUUAGGCGCGAUUGGUACGUUUUUGCUGUCCUAUCCACAUUGCCUUGGGUUGGACGAGAUUUGUAUGAGAAGAAAGAGUCGUCUCUGGAAUCGCUGCUACUUCGCAUUGAGGUUUAUCUAAAUAAGCGUUCAAAGAAACACCACAAUGCUUUACGCGUCUGGUCGGUUGAUGCUCCCCAUCCCCAGGAGGAAUACUUGGAUUGCUUAUGGGCUCAAAUUCGGAAGUUGCGCCAAGACAAUUGGGCCGAAAAGCAUAUUCAACGUCCCUAUUUAGCUUUUGAUUCCAUACUCUGUGAAGCCUUGCAGCAUAAUUUGCCACAGAUUGUGCCGCCACCACAUCAUGAGGCAUAUGAAUAUCCCAUGCCUUGGGUUGUCUAUCGCAUGUUUGAUUACACAGACUGUCCGGAUGGUCCUAAUUUACCUGGUGCUCAUUCCAUUGAAAGAUUUUUAAUUGAGGAACAUCUUCAUCACAUCAUUGAGAUUCACCAUAGAGAGCGCAAGGACUGUGCAGCUCAGUUACUCGCCUUUCCUUACAAAAAUAAAGUUCCACUCGAAUAUUGUAUCGUGGAAGUUAUCUUUGCAGAACUAUUUCAUAUGCCAACGCCACGUUAUCUUGACAUUGUCUAUGGCUCGAUCCUUAUUGAACUGUGCAAAUUGCAUCCGGCCACCUUGCCUCAGGUGCUUGCUCAGGCCACCGAAAUCCUUUUUAUGCGCAUUGACUCCAUGAAUACAUCCUGCUUUGAUAGAUUUGUAAACUGGUUCUCUUAUCAUUUGAGUAAUUUCAAAUUUACUUGGUCUUGGGAGGAAUGGGAUAGCUGCCUUUUGUUGGACAUGGAACAUCCACGUCCGAAGUUUAUACAAGAAGUUUUGCAGAAGUGUUUAAGAUUGUCUUAUCAUCAACGAAUUGUUGAAAUGAUGCCUGAGACAUAUGGCAAACUGUUGCCGGUACAACCGCAACCUAAUUACAAGUAUGCCUCUGAAGAAGCUGCUUCAUUGGCCGGCACCCAAGUGGCCCAUCAAUUGGUUGUGGCCAUACGCCAAAAAUGUACGCCAGAAGAGGUGGUCAACAUCCUAAAAGAAUUGCCAAAUUCGGGAGAAAAUGCCGAUCAGGAAAUGUCUGAGACCUCAUUUAAUCCGUUGAAAAUUGAUGUCUUUGUGCAGACCCUUCUGAAUUUGGGCUCGAAAUCAUUUUCACACAGUUUCGCUGCAAUAUCUAAAUUUCAUUUAGUUUUUAAGGCUUUGGCAGAAUCAGAGGAAGCACAAAUCUGCAUACUCCACAAUGUAUUUGAAUUGUGGCAAAAUCAUCAACAAAUGAUGGUCGUUAUCAUUGACAAAUUGUUGAAAACGCAAAUCGUAGACUGCUCGGCAGUAGCCACUUGGAUUUUCUCCAAAGAAAUGACAGGAGAGUUCACAAAAAUGUAUCUUUGGGAGAUAUUACAUUUGACCAUAAAGAAAAUGAACAAACAUGUUAUCAAAUUAAAUUUUGAAUUGAAUGACGCCAAGGAGAAGCUAUCAAAAGCCGAUUCAUCAUCAAGCGACUCAGAAGAUGAGGCAGCACCCAAACGUAAAAAGCCAGUAACGACAGUCGAUAAACCAACAGAGGAGAUGGUUGAACGAAUGGAGGAAAAACUCGAAGCUGCAAAUGUGGACCAGAAGCGCCUGUUCUUAAUUGUAUUUCAAAGAUUCAUAAUGAUUCUCUCUGAACACUUAGUGCGAUCGGAUACGGAUGGACGAGAUCCUGAUACGGACUGGUACCGUUGGACAAUUGGACGAUUGCAGCAAGUGUUUCUUAUGCACCACGAACAAGUGCAGAAAUACAGCAGCACUUUGGAAACGCUUCUGUUCACCUCUGAUUUGGAUUCACAUAUAUUGGAUGUGUUCCAUCAGUUUGUUGCACUCCGGGCUUAAACUAGAAGAGUAAUAAACAUUCAUGGUCGUCUCAUUAUAGUCUAUUAUAGAAUGACUUUUUGUCUAUUACGUUUCAUUUCAAUAAUAAUAACGAGUUUAUAAUUAUGUUUUCAAAUUGAAAAUAUCAAUUCUAAGAAUAACAAUAUUUGCAAAAUAAAAGAAACAAAGCUCAGCAGAA